GUGAAGCUGUUUCAGCUCAGGAUCAGUCCACCUCAAUAUCAGCUAGCAAGUACACGUCUAAAAUAUAAACCUGAAAAAAUUAUACGUUAACUAAUCAGUUUUUCGCCGGUUUUUCACCCCCUAAAACUGCGUUUCCAAAUCGGUUUUUUAAUACAACUUUUUGUGAGAUAUUUUUUAACGAUUGGAAUUUUAAGCUUCGAUCCUUGACGAACCGCGAAAAUGCGUGAAAUAGUGCACAUUCAAGCCGGACAAUGCGGCAACCAGAUCGGCGGAAAAUUCUGGGAGGUAAUCUCAGAUGAGCACUGCAUAGACGCGACAGGAACGUAUUACGGGGACAGUGAUCUGCAGCUGGAGCGCAUCAAUGUCUACUACAAUGAGGCAACGGGUGCGAAGUACGUUCCGAGGGCCAUUCUGGUGGACCUGGAACCCGGCACCAUGGAUUCAGUGAGGUCUGGAGCCUUUGGACAGAUCUUCCGACCGGACAACUUUGUGUUUGGCCAAUCUGGAGCCGGAAACAACUGGGCCAAGGGUCAUUAUACGGAAGGAGCUGAACUGGUGGACUCUGUUUUGGAUGUGGUGCGAAAGGAGUCGGAGGGAUGCGAUUGUCUGCAGGGCUUCCAGCUGACCCACUCGCUGGGUGGUGGCACCGGCUCCGGAAUGGGAACCCUGCUGAUCUCCAAGAUCCGAGAGGAGUAUCCCGACCGCAUCAUGAACACCUUCUCGGUGGUGCCCUCGCCCAAGGUGUCCGAUACAGUGGUGGAGCCCUACAACGCCACCCUAAGUGUGCACCAGUUGGUGGAGAACACCGAUGAGACGUACUGCAUUGAUAACGAGGCGUUGUACGACAUCUGCUUCCGCACUCUUAAGCUGACCACGCCCACGUAUGGUGACCUGAACCAUUUGGUUUCGGCCACAAUGUCCGGGGUGACCACCUGCCUGCGAUUCCCUGGCCAGCUCAACGCCGAUCUGCGAAAGCUGGCGGUGAACAUGGUGCCCUUCCCCCGACUGCACUUCUUCAUGCCAGGCUUUGCUCCCCUUACCUCCCGAGGAUCGCAGCAAUAUCGGGCUCUUACCGUUCCCGAAUUGACCCAGCAGAUGUUCGAUGCCAAGAACAUGAUGGCUGCCUGCGACCCGCGACAUGGUCGCUACCUGACGGUCGCCGCCAUUUUCCGAGGUCGCAUGUCCAUGAAGGAGGUGGACGAACAGAUGCUGAACAUCCAGAACAAGAACAGCAGCUUCUUCGUCGAGUGGAUCCCGAACAACUGCAAGACGGCGGUGUGCGAUAUCCCACCCCGAGGUCUAAAGAUGUCGGCCACUUUCAUCGGAAACUCCACCGCGAUUCAGGAACUUUUCAAACGUGUUUCGGAGCAGUUCACGGCCAUGUUCAGGCGAAAGGCUUUCCUGCAUUGGUAUACCGGCGAGGGAAUGGACGAAAUGGAAUUCACAGAGGCGGAGAGCAACAUGAACGAUUUGGUCUCAGAGUACCAGCAGUACCAGGAGGCCACCGCCGACGAGGAAGGCGAAUUCGAUGAGGAUGAAGAGGGCGGCGGCGAUGAAUAAGGAGUUUCUUUUAACAGGGGAUCUAAAAACUACAGCUAACACGUAAACCAGCCAACCAAACCAGCAACAAAACAAUGCUAGCGGACUACCUAUUCAUUCGAUGGCAAUUAUUUUCCUUCGCUUAGAACCCUUAAUUCAAUUGUACAUAAAUCCAACAAGGAUUUUUUCGAGAUUUUACCUUGUUUCUCUUGCUGCAUUUGCAUUUGUGAUAAACCCAUAAAAUGACAAUUAUAUGCACACAAACCCUUGCAAUCAGAAAUAAAAAUAAAUCAACUAUAAACUUAAA
Drosophila ficusphila is the source of this 1846-nucleotide messenger RNA. RefSeq names its product tubulin beta-2 chain (gene betaTub85D). Gene Ontology annotation, cellular component: microtubule; cytoplasm. NCBI's taxonomy places the organism in Eukaryota, Metazoa, Arthropoda, Insecta, Diptera, Drosophilidae. The transcript has 2 exons. Bases 220 to 1560 code for a protein of 446 amino acids. Gene Ontology annotation, biological process: microtubule cytoskeleton organization; mitotic cell cycle. The record is from RefSeq and is a predicted model, not a curated record. Gene Ontology annotation, molecular function: GTP binding; structural constituent of cytoskeleton; GTPase activity.